UCCCCCGUUUAAGCCGAUGACAGGUAACCUAGGAUUUUCCGCGCCCGAGUACUGUAGGAACACGUGAUCCGAAACCCCUGCACCGGGGUCCACCCCCCCUAGUGAGGUUUUGCGACCAAAACGACCCAAAAGGCUGGGGGGUGCAACGGAGCUUCCGCAAACCGAUUUUCACUCGAACCAUGGUACCGCACAAACUCUCUUUUCCACUCUUCUACGCCCUCGCGCCCCAGCCCUGUCCCAGCUGGUUUGUCACGUCCCAUUCAAGCCGUUUGACAACAACAACGAACAACAAACAACGAAGUCUUGCAUCCGCCCCCAUGACGAAAAACGCGCAUGACGAAGAAAGAAAACCCUCACGACAAAUACUCUCCUGCGCAACCAUACAGUAUCAUUCGAGAACGAUCCUUCUACAUCGACAACAAAGGCCUGCAAGACAAGCAGGCAAGGAGACAAGUCGACGUACGACGACACCAACGUACAAUAGUAUCAAUUAUGUGAAAAAGCCAAGGAUAAAGUAUCAUACAGAGAAGAAUAAGGUAAGGAAAGAAAGCAAAGGAAAGGAAAAGGGGAAGAUUAUCGGCACAAAGUCCCAAAAAAAUACUUACAAGAACGAAUCCAAAAGUUCGCAAAGGGAAACAAAAGGGCAAAGGAAAGGCGGAGGUACGCCAGAACCUAGUCCAAUCUAAAGAGCUAAAAGCAAACCGAUAAGCUGGAAUAUAUAUCCAUCUGCCCAUUAUCAUCAUCGUCGCCGUCAUCAGCAUCAUCAAUCCCAUCCAUCAUCCCCCGCCUUCAUACAGCGCUCGUCGCCUGCUCGCUCGCAGUUCAACAUACCUAGACCCAAGCAACCCAAGCUUAUCAAUCCCAAGG
This is a messenger RNA of Xylona heveae TC161, 867 nucleotides long. RefSeq lists its product as hypothetical. The record is from RefSeq and is a predicted model, not a curated record. The transcript has a single exon. The coding region runs from base 180 to 686 and encodes 168 amino acids. Lineage: Eukaryota; Fungi; Ascomycota; Xylonomycetes; Xylonales; Xylonaceae.